UUAAUCAUGAAAUUCAUAUUUGUAUUUGUUUUGUGCUUUCUCCUAUUUAAUGAUUUAGUCAAAUCAGCUGAUGUAGACGACGCGGGAAAUGAGGAUGAUAAUGUAAUACCCCCAAACAAUGAAGAUGCUGUUGCGGUUGAUUCUGCUUUAGUGGUAACAGAAGGAGAUGUAUGUCCUGAUUCUAAAUGCCUGAAAAGUGAAAGAUUUGAUUGCGCGCUCAACAUGUGUGAUUUCAAAGCAACCCAAUAUUACAAAGAGAAAAAAGACCUCAUGACACCAUGCUGUAUGGAUCCUUGCACUGUUGGUUGUCCACUCAAAUAUGCAGUCCGACUUGAUGGUCAGCCAGCAUUUUCUGUUAAUGACACUAUGGUAUACACCAAACGCGAGGACCGGAGUGUUUUGGAUUUACUUUUGAAGAAAAAGUAGAAAAGAAUGCCUUAGAAAUACAACUAAAUAGAAAAUAUGCAAUUGAUUUA
Mytilus trossulus (common blue mussel) is the source of this 476-nucleotide messenger RNA. RefSeq lists its product as uncharacterized. Lineage: Eukaryota; Metazoa; Mollusca; Bivalvia; Mytilida; Mytilidae. Bases 7 to 426 code for a protein of 139 amino acids. The record is from RefSeq and is a predicted model, not a curated record. The transcript has 3 exons.